AUGAAGAACAACACAAGUCAGAAACCAAUAAGAAGUCAAGGAAAGAAAAAAUUAAAGAAAUUAGGGCAUCCAGGAACUAUACAAUUACGUAGGUAAGUCAAAGGAAAUCAAUAAAAAGCUAAAAACUAACGAUUCUCCUAGCGAAUUUAAACCAUUAUUAGAUGAGAAUGGUAAUCCACUUCCUAAAUCAGAAAGAAAACCAAAAAGGAAAUGUGCUGUUAUGUUUGGUUAUUGUGGUACUGGUUAUAAUGGUUUACAAACUCAAAAUAAUGAUAAUGUGAAAACUAUUGAAAAAGAAUUGUAUACUGCAAUGACUAAAGCUGGGGCAAUUUCAAUUGAGAAUUCAAUAGAUCAAAAAAAAUCAAGCUUUCAAAGAGCUGCAAGAACUGAUAAAGGAGUCCAUGCUGCUGGAAAUGUCAUAUCCUUAAAAAUGAUAAUUGAAGAUCCAAAUAUAAAAGAUAAGAUUAAUGAAAAUUUACCUGAACAAAUACGAAUUUGGGGUAUUCAAAGAACUACCAAGGGGUUUGAUUGUAGAAAAAUGUGUUCUUCAAGAAUUUAUGAGUAUUUAUUACCUACUUACGCAUUAUUACCACCUAAGAAGGGCACUUCAUUAUCAAAUUUGAUAGAUGAAAAGAAACAAUUGUAUCCUAAUUUAUUUGCAAAUGAUAAUGGAGAAGGUGAGAAUUGGUGGAAAGAAACUGAAGAGAAAACUAAAGAUGUAACAGAAGAUAAGAAAAUCAAAUCAAUUGAAAAUCAAGCAAGGAAAUCAUAUCGUAUAUCUAAAGAGAAAUUAAAUGAUUUAAGAAAUGUGAUUAAAAAAUAUGAAGGUACUAAUAACUUUCACAAUUUUACAGUAGGUAAAGAUUAUAAUGACAAUUCAAGUAAGAGAUUCAUAAUGAGUGUGAAUGUCUCAGAUCCAUUUCUUAUCGAAGGUACAAAUUCUCAAACUGAGUGGGUAUCAAUUAAAAUUCACGGUCAAUCAUUUAUGUUACAUCAAAUUAGAAAAAUGAUUGCAAUGGCUACUUUAUUAAUUAGAUGUAAUUUGCCACAUGAUUUAAUUUUAGAUUUUUUUGGUCCAACAAAGAUUAAUAUUCCAAAAGCACCUGCUUUAGGUUUAUUAUUAGAAAAUCCAGUUUAUGAAUCAUUCAAUCAAAAAUUGAAAACCGGUAAAGAAGGUUAUGAUAUGAUUGAAUUUGAAAAAUUUUCAAGAGAAAUGGAUGAAUUUAAAAUGAAGUAUAUUUAUGAUAAGAUUUACGAUGAAGAAAAUAAAGAAAAUGUGUUUAAUGCAUAUUAUAAUUAUAUUGAUUCUUUUGAUGUUGUACCAGAUGAAGAAGGUGCUCCUGGUUAUAGUAAAAAUAGAGUUACAAUAUUUGAUUUUAUGACAAAUUACAUUGAUAAACAUGGAAAAGAAGUGGAAGAAAUUAAAGAAGAUAAUGCAGAAGCUAAGGAGGAAAUUAAAGAAGAUAACGCAGAAGUUAAGGAGGAUGUUAAAGAAGAAAGUAAAGAUUAA
Molecule: messenger RNA, 1510 nt
Organism: Insectozyma verbasci
Lineage: Eukaryota; Fungi; Ascomycota; Pichiomycetes; Serinales; Debaryomycetaceae
Source: the annotation of a GenBank genome assembly